This is a messenger RNA of Salmo salar (Atlantic salmon), 3121 nucleotides long. It is a transcript of the gene cmklr2, whose product is annotated as chemerin chemokine-like receptor 2. The record is from RefSeq and is a predicted model, not a curated record. Gene Ontology annotation, biological process: complement receptor mediated signaling pathway; positive regulation of cytosolic calcium ion concentration; inflammatory response. Gene Ontology annotation, cellular component: plasma membrane. Gene Ontology annotation, molecular function: complement receptor activity; G protein-coupled receptor activity. Lineage: Eukaryota; Metazoa; Chordata; Actinopteri; Salmoniformes; Salmonidae.
GGUGUAACGGGUUUACGCACAGACUCUAACGAGGAUACUCGAACAUAAACGAUACUCCAACCCCAGUAAUAACAUAGGGAUGGAGUUUGGAAUUUCAAUGAAACUUAGCACUCAGUGAGACAAAUUGUAAAAUACUGAGAGUUACCAUAGAGGUAGCAUAACUAUUUUACGCUGCUUUAACUCUGAAAGUUUUCGUUUGGGUGAUUUCGACUCCGAGACGGUUGGCGGGACAUAGACAAGGGAGGAUAAGGACCCAGCUGUAAUUAAAUCUCAGUUUUAAAACAACUGGAGGAACUGUGACCAGGACACUAACAAAAGCAAAGUUUGUGUAAAAGAAGUGCAGGGACAUUUUCAGUACCAGGACCUCUGCUUACAAAGGUAGUAGCGCUGCAGUAAUGGAAGAAUCCUCGGAAGACUAUGACAAUUACACCUACGAUUAUCUGGAGUAUGGAGACUUCGAAGAAGUCAAGGGUGGAUACUCUCAGAAGGAAGCUAUGCACAUCAUAUCAGUUAUCAUAUAUAGUAUUUCCUUCGUGCUCGGUGUCACUGGAAAUGGAAUAGUCAUAUGGGUGACGGCAUUUAAAAGCAAACGAACAGUGAACAGUAUAUGGUUGCUGAACAUGGCCAUCGCAGAUUUUGUGUUUGUGCUCUUUUUGCCCUUCUCCAUCGACUACGUUCUUCGAGACUUCCACUGGUCCUUUGGGCUGGUCAUGUGUAAACUCAACUCGUUUGUGUCUGUGAUGAACAUGUAUGCCAGUGUGCUCUUCCUCAUGAUUCUCAGUCUAGACAGGUAUGUCUCAUUUGUCCACCUUAGCUGGUCUCAGAGGUGUCGCACUAUACUGCGAGCCUGGAUCGUAUGUGGCUGUGUGUGGGGGGUGUCUGCUCUACUGAGCCUACCUACUCUGAUAUUCCGUGACACUAUGCGCAUACAUGGCAGGGUGGUGUGCUUCAACAAUUUCAAUGUCCAGGAUGGGCAUUCAGCUGCUGUGAGACAUAUUACGCUGGUGGCCGUUCGUACAGCAGUGGGCUUCUUACUGCCCUUCAGUGCCAUCUGCGUGACUGGAAUUCUCCUGGCAAUCAAAGUCCACCAGUCUGAAGAUUCUGUGCGCCUAUCCAGCUUCUCUAAAACAGUUUCCGCUGUUAUUUUGGCCUUCUUUUUCUGCUGGGCACCGUUCCAUACCUUUAGUUUAAUGGAGCUUUCCAUGCACUCUUCAAUGUUUCUACAUACUGUUCUGAAGACAGGCUUUCCUCUUGCUACUAGCUUAGCCUUUUUCAACAGCUGUGUCAACCCUCUCCUCUACAUGUUGGUGGGCAAGAAGGUUCGCCAGCUCCUGAAGCGCUCGUGUCUGGACAUCACAAAGAGUUAUCUGCGGGAGCUCAGCCAGUCCAUCUCUGCAACUGAAUCAGUGACUGUAGCAGACAUCAGUCCUUCAGACAUCACUCCACCAGAGGAGCCCACAGAAUCAUCAACUGUAUGAUUAUAAUGCAGUACCUCCUAAACCCACAGUUACCUGUAAAGCAGAAAUCAACAAGAGCUGCUAUUUUACCUUUGAGAGCCAGCCUGACCAUUAUUUUACCAGAUGUGACUUAUUUUCUAUUCUACUUCAGUGUAACAUUUCUGCUAGUUGUUUCAGUUGGAUAUUUCCAAGCAGCAAUUACUCAGAGUGCCAACUUCUGUUGACUGUAAAUUGCCCUCAGUGGAAAACCUGAGUAAAGUCAUGCACUAAAAGUAUAACUUGCACAGGAAAAAAUAAGUAACUUUAAUGAUUUGAAAAAAAUAAUAUGAUCCUAAUUAUCCCAAAAACAACCAUCCCCACAGCCUCUGGAACAGGAAUUAUUAGAAGCAGAUCGACCAUUUUCAUAAACACUUUGUAUUUAGAUUUCGAUCUUUAAACAAAUCCAAGUUUAACCCUGAUGGGAAUUUGCAAGUCUCAGUAGGCCUUCUCUUUCCCUUAGGAAUAUAUUACAUUGAAAAGGUAUGUUUUCCUUUCUAAGAUAAUUUCCUGUUAUAGUGUUCUUUGUUAUUAUACACUAUAAAAAAUGCUGGGUUAAAAACAUCCCAAUUUGGGUAAAUAUUGGACAGAACACAUGUUGGGUUAUUUUGACCCAGCCAGUUGGGUCACAAACAACCCAUUGUUUUCUUUAAAAGAGAAAGGUUGGGUUGUUAAUGCUGGGUUAUUGAGCUAUGAUCCACCGGGUCAAACCAGAAGACUGGAGGGGUGGCUUAGUAGGGGUGUGGUUUUUAGAUAGUUAUUUUUGGCCACCUGUGAGGGCAAAUGUCAUUCCGGUUAAUCUGUUCUGUUUUCUUGUCAUCUGCUGUUAAGGUUGAGCACUGACACUUUUCAAAUCAAAUUUAAUUUGUCACAUGCACCGAAUACAACAGGUGUAGACCUUACCGUGAAAGGCUUACUCACAAUGAAAGGCUCACUCACAAUAAAAUAACAAUAACAAGGCUAUAUACAGGGUGUACCGGUACCAAGUCAAUCUGCAGGGGUACAGGUUAGUCAAGGUAAUUUGUUCGUGUAGGUAGGGGUAAAGUGACUAUGCAUAGGUAAUAAACAGCAAGUAGCAGCAGUGUAAAACAAAGGGGGGUCAAUGUAAAUAUUCCGGGUGGCCAUUUGAUUAAUUGUUCAGUGGUCUUAUGGCUUGGAGGUAGAAGCUGUUAAGGAGCCUUUUGGACCUAGACUUGGCGCCUGGUACCGCUUGCCAUGCGGUAACAGAGAGAACUGUCUAUGACUUGGGUGACUGGAGUCUUUAACAAUUUUUGGGGGCUUUCCUCUGACACCUCCCAGUAUAUAGGUUCAGGAUGGCAGGAAGCUUGGCCCCGGUCAUGUACAGGGCCAAACGCACUACCCUCUUUAGCACCUUACGGUUGGAUGCCGAACAGUUGCCAUACCAGCCGGUGAUGCAACCAGUCAGGAUGCUCUCGAUGGUGCAGCUGUAGAAAUUUUUGAGGAUCUAGGAACACAUGCCAAAUCUUUUCAGUCUCCUGUUGUCGUUGUCGUGUUGUUGUCGUGCCCUCUUCACGACUGUCUUGGUGUGUUUGGACCAUGAUAGUUUGUUGGUGAUGUGGACACCAAGAAACUUGAAACUCUCGACCCACUCCACUACAGCUUCGUUG